GUCGAGCCUGUGGGGUUGAGAAGAGGAGGCGGAACUAAAAACGGAACCAAACUUUUCUGGUUUAUGGGAAUGUGAUAAGGUUCCUGAUGCUGUUAUGUUAUUGAAGUCACUGGCACUGAGUGCCUGCACUCUAACAAGAGCUGCUACUUUCCUCAAAUCUGCACCAGUGGGCGUCCAGGAAACUGCUCUCCUUCACAUCGCAGUGAGGAAGUCUUCCCUGGUGGAACAAGCAAACAUGAGGAUUGAACUUGUACCAGCUCUCAGUGACAACUACAUGUACCUGCUGAUCGAUGCGGACUCCAGAGAAGCAGCUGUUGUUGACCCCGUCGAGCCAAUAAAGGUUGUGGAGGCUGUUAGAAAACAUGGCGUAAAACUCACUACAGUUUUGACUACUCAUCACCACUGGGAUCAUGCUGGGGGAAAUGAGAAGAUGGUGAGGCUAAUGCCAGGACUUAGAGUCUAUGGAGGAGAUGACCGAGUUGAUGCUCUCACAAAGAAAGUCUCUCAUUCCCACAGUUUCAAAGUUGGAUCACUCAAUGUCAAAUGCCUUUUUACACCAUGUCACACGACAGGUCACAUCUGCUACUAUGUGACAAAAGAGAAUUGCAGUGAACCACCAGCUGUUUUCACAGGGGACACACUGUUUGUGGCGGGUUGUGGUAAAUUCUUCGAGGGCACAGCAGAGCAGAUGUACAGAGCCCUGAUAGAAACUCUGGGACGCCUGCCUCCUGAAACACGUGUGUACUGCGGUCAUGAGUACACGGUCAGCAAUCUGAAGUUUGCUCGUCAUGUGGAACCAGACAAUGAAGUCAUUCAGAAGAAGCUAGCAUGGGCAAAGGAGAAAAGCAGCAAUGGAGAACCUACUGUUCCGUCCACUUUGGCAGAUGAAUUCACCUUUAACCCCUUCAUGCGAGUAAAAGAGAAGUCUGUCCAAGAACAUGUAAAGCAGACCGAGCCAAUCGAGACCAUGAGAAGUCUCCGCAAAGAAAAAGAUGGCUUUCGUGUGCCCAAAGAGUGACUCCCAAUUCUUUCAUGCUGACUGCAAGUUAUGACAAUACUCAAGAAAGUAUCUGCAAAUCCUGUAUUCACUUUCAGUUAAGGAACAAGGUUUUGACCUCUCUGUUCAGCACUAAUGUGUUCUGGUUGUUGUUGUUUUUGUAUUUCUUUUGUUUGGCAGCGUUAAGGAAUAUAUGGCCAUAAAUUCAAUGCUUAAAAUUGGCAACAAUUUUUUUAAUUUCUUCAUUUUUUUUUUUUUUUUUUUUUUUUUUUUAGAAUAUACGUAUCUAAUAUUAUUUUGUAAUAUAUUGAUGUAUAAAAUUUAGUCUUGUUGACGUUGAAACAAAACAGGGCACUCUUUCUUUUAUUCAUUUAUUUUUAUAUUUCCAUUGCAGUUGAACUACUUCAGCAGUGCUACUUACACCUAAAUACACCAGACUCCUCUGUUAAAUAUUAAGAUUUUAUAACUUUCCCUGGUAAUUGUUGGCGAUUAACCCACGUGUUUAGGAUUGCACACAUUUUAAUUUAGGAAGUCUUUUUAACUGAUAUACAGUUCGGCCUUGUUCAGCUUGAUUCUUGUGUCGGGCGUCUCUUCCUGUGACGGCACUCUGACCAAUCAGUGGCCGGCAGUCUGGCGACCAGUCUGUCACACAUAACAUCACCUCAACUUCUAAGUGGUACCGAGCCGGUGGAAAUACGCCACAAACAACUUGUCUAAUUUAGCCUCACGACCACAGGCAUGCCAUGAGACCUCCUGGAACCUGGAACUCCCCAACGAUUGUAGUUCUCAAAGUUGUUCUGUUCCACCUUGAAUCAGCCUAGCGACUGUUGUUAGGACACAUUCAAGUUACAAUGAGCAUUGCCCACAUUGCACAGAAGUUAAAUUGCUGAGUUUCACCUCAAACUUUCAGACCUGAAAAAGUCUGAAAGAGGUGAAACAUCUUCAGGAAAUCUAGUAGUCCAGUUGCUACUGAUUCAAUGACGAACGGGAUUCUCAUUAACCACAGAAAGGUUUUGCUCGUUUAAUUGGAACACAUAUGUAAUAAAUCCAUGUAUUACUAUAAUAUAAACAUACUCAUGUUCAUAACACAGGUAAAAUGUGUUACUCUUGCCUAAGAUGGUGGGAAUUCCAUUUCACAUUAAGCGAAGGCCUGAGUGCAGUAGUUAAACAUCAAAAAGGGAGGUCAACUUCGUGCCACGUCGAGAUGAUUACAAGACGUUCUUGUAGUGUCCACAAAUGACUUGUGUUUGAGCAUUGACAAUGUUUGGAUUUAUAAAAGACCAACUUAAUUUAGCUUUUAAUGCUGAAAUGUUGCUAUAUUGAUUCUGGUAUGGUAUAAUAUUGCUAUGAUAAUGUUGUAAAUAUGAAAGCACAGGUACAGUACUUAUGGUCUAGUUAUUUCUUAAUGCUAUUCACAGCUGUCAGUUUGAAAAAUCCAAUGUUCAGAAUCCUCACUUCUAAAUAAUGUAUGCAGUUCAUUCACUUAUGUCUUACUCAAUCAGUAAAUUUGUUGAAAUACUGCUAA
Solea solea (common sole) is the source of this 2522-nucleotide messenger RNA. RefSeq names its product hydroxyacylglutathione hydrolase, mitochondrial-like. The coding region runs from base 95 to 1018 and encodes 307 amino acids. Gene Ontology annotation, molecular function: hydroxyacylglutathione hydrolase activity. The transcript is spliced from 9 exons. Gene Ontology annotation, biological process: glutathione metabolic process. Lineage: Eukaryota; Metazoa; Chordata; Actinopteri; Pleuronectiformes; Soleidae. Gene Ontology annotation, cellular component: mitochondrion. The record is from RefSeq and is a predicted model, not a curated record.